Molecule: messenger RNA, 2100 nt
Organism: Dryobates pubescens (Downy woodpecker)
Lineage: Eukaryota; Metazoa; Chordata; Aves; Piciformes; Picidae
Gene: KRT222
Product: keratin 222
Exons: 6
Coding region: 372-1097 (241 amino acids)
Source: RefSeq, a predicted model, not a curated record
CUUUGGCUGCUGCACAAGUGCCAGACCUUGCCUUGAUUAAAGAGGCUUCCAGGAGCGGUCGGGAGCCGCUGCCUGCUCAGAAAUGAGGCUCUGCAGCUUUAAAGCCGCCGGUGCUCCUCAGCCUCACUGCGGGCAGCGGAGCUCUGCCGCAGCCGCACAUCCUAGCGCCGCGGCUGGGUUAAGCCAAGGUGGAGGAUGGGAGGAGAACGGCACCGUCCCGGCUGCCGGCUGAGAUCAAGGCAAAGCAUGAAGCGCUCCUCGCCCGAGAUCAGAUAAAGGCCUGGUGCUGAGCAGCCAUGCACCGGCCCGAGUGAGGAGCAGCGCUGCCCCCACGGCCCCCGCCCCAGCCAGGAGAAGCUCUCACUAAGAGAAUGGACAAAGAUGCAGAAGCUCUGAAGGCAGCCAGAGCAGAACUGUGUGAGGCCAGGCGGCAGUGGCACCACAUGCAGAUCGAGAUCGAAUCUCUCCACGCUGUGGAAAAGGGUCUGGAGCGCUCCCUGCGUGCCACGGAGCAGCAGUACCACAUGCAGCUGCAGAACCUGGAAGGGGAGAUUGAGUGCUUAGAGAAAGAGCUCCUGGAAGUCAGGAGAGGCAUCGAGAAACAGCUCCAAGAGCACCAGAUCCUGCUGAACACCAGGAUGAAGCUGGAGGAGGAGAUUGCCACCUACCGCAGCCUGCUGGAGCAAGAGGAGAACAGGUUCGGCUGCUCCGUCCCUGCCCCGAAGGACAAGAAGCCAACCACCAGCAGGAUCACCUUCGUGCUGCCUGCCUGUGGUGCAAAGGAGGAGCAGAAGGGGGCUGAGAAGGUGGAGCUGCUGACAAAACAAGCAGUGCUGGAUGGAAAUGUCUUGAAGGAAAGUGCUGAAGCUCGUGGCACUGUACAGACAGAAAAGGUGGAUGAGGUGAUCAAGGAGUGGGAAGGGUCUUUCUUCAAGGACAACCCUCGGCUCAGGAAGAAGUCAGUGUCGCUGCGCUUCGACCUGCACCUGGCAGCCACCGACGAGGGCUGCUUGCACCCCACGAAGAAAACUCUCCCUGACAUCGAGGUCAGGCUGGUGAUGAGGAGGUCUUGCAGCAUCCCCUCCAUCAAACCUUAGCCUCCAGCAAUUCCUCUCCGGCCAGAAGCUCUGGACUCAGCUGCAGGGGGACUCACGCAGGCUGCUGCCUUGCGGCGACUUAGCAAACCUUAGGAGCACUUCGAGUAGCACCAUGGAACCUCCUGGGCUCCAGGGAAGAGCCAAGGGAGCUCAGAGUCCAGGAGCCCAACUCCUGCUGCUUUUGUGCUCCAGGUGCAGCCCUGCCCUGUUCUCAUUGCUGUUCUUUUGUAGAACCUCACCAACCUCUUACAGAACUCUUUCUACUUGGACAUCUUCUGCCUUUCUACCAGAACUUUGCUUCCUCCUCCUGGAGCUGGGAAAAUGCAAAUCCCAACUUCCUCCAGGCUGCAGACUGCUGAGCCCCUGCAAUCAUUCCCAGCACUGCUCCCGACCCCCAUGUGCAAUUAACACUUUCUAGCAGCAAGGAUCCCAGACAGAGAUGCUCUGAAAAUGCAAAGGCUGCUAACAAAGGAUUUUCUGCUCCCAGUGGCCGGUAUGUGUCCAUUCAUUUGGGGGGUUGGGGGUCAGAACUGGGCCAAGAUGCCCUUCCCUCACAGAACCAAACCCUCUGGAGGGGUUUACAAAGCAGUAGCCUCUCAGCCAGGCUGUCCCACGGGGUCUGAAGCAGAAAUUCCCACCAGAUAUGCACAGCUCCACAGGAUGCUCUGGGCUGGAAGGGACCCUCAAAAAGUCCAAUCCCCCUGAGUGAGCAGGGACAUCUCCAGCUGGAUCAGGCUGCCCAGGGCCACAUCAUGGAAUCAGAAUGGCUCAGGUUGGAGGCACCUCAGAGCUCAGCUGCUCCAACCUCCUCUCCAUGCCCAGGGACACCUCUCAGCUAGACUCAGCUGCUCAAGGCCUCAUCCAGCCUGGCCUUGGACACUCCCAGGCAGGAGGCAGCCACAGCCUGCCUGUUCCAGAGCCUCACCACCUUCCAACUGAAGAGCUUCUUCCUCAGCUCCACUCCAACCCUGCUCUGCCUCAGCUCCAAACCAUUCCCCCUGGG